Messenger RNA from Capronia coronata CBS 617.96, 930 nucleotides. RefSeq lists its product as uncharacterized. NCBI's taxonomy places the organism in Eukaryota, Fungi, Ascomycota, Eurotiomycetes, Chaetothyriales, Herpotrichiellaceae. Gene Ontology annotation, biological process: translation. The record is from RefSeq and is a predicted model, not a curated record. Gene Ontology annotation, cellular component: ribosome; mitochondrial large ribosomal subunit. The transcript is spliced from 2 exons. Gene Ontology annotation, molecular function: structural constituent of ribosome. Bases 1 to 930 code for a protein of 309 amino acids.
AUGCCUCCGACUCCCAGCAACCUCCUAGCCGUCCCUUUACCUCCUCCUUUCCUCCUCCCUCGCUCUCUUCUCCGAAAACCUCUCGCCGGCUGCUCACAGAAACGGACGUUUGGCAUCAAAUCAAUAGAACCGCAACCUAAACACAACCCUUACAAUGUGGUGUCCGGCAUUAAGCCGCUCCUAUCAUCGCAAGCUGCAGCCUACGAGCGCAGAAUAAAAUCCGACACGCUUCCCUUACGAACCGGAGCUCUAGCCAUCAAAAAGGGCAUGACCGCAAUAUAUGACGUUGAGACGGGGAAGAGGAUACCUUGUACCGUUCUACAAUUAGACCGGAACGAGGUGGUGAGCCACAAGACGCGGAAACAGCAUGGCUACUAUGCUGUCUGUGUGGGCAGUGGGUCGGUCAAUCCCAAAAACGUGGCCAAGCCAAUGCUGGGCCAUUUUUCCGUGCAAGGCGUCAGCCCGAAACGGCAUCUGCAGGAGUUUCGUGUCAGAGGUCGGGAUGGUCUCUUACCUGUUGGCGAGGAGAUCCGGGCGAAUUGGUUUAUGGAGGGCCAAUUCGUGGACACCCGCUCGAACUGCAAAGGAAAGGGUUUCGCAGGCCCCAUGAAGCGAUGGGGGUUCCACGGUCAGGAUCGAAGUCACGGUCAAUCCCUCAGUCACCGAUCCCAUGGUUCGCUGGGUCAAGGACAGGGUGGUGGUAGUCGUGUGUAUCCUGGUAAGAAGAUGGCGGGGAAUAUGGGAGGUCAGCGGAAUACGGUGCAGAACCUGAAAGUACUGCAGACCGAUCCUGAGAACGGCAUUGUGGUUGUCAAUGGUGCCGUGAGUGGUCCCAAGGGCUGUGUGGUCCUGAUUCAAGAUGCUCUGAAGAAACCCUGGCCUCAAGUGCCGGAUGCUCCGAAACCAUCGGAAGUCAAUGCAGAGCUGUGA